This is a messenger RNA of Sebastes umbrosus (honeycomb rockfish), 3113 nucleotides long. It is a transcript of the gene mylipa, whose product is annotated as myosin regulatory light chain interacting protein a. NCBI's taxonomy places the organism in Eukaryota, Metazoa, Chordata, Actinopteri, Perciformes, Sebastidae. The transcript is spliced from 7 exons. Gene Ontology annotation, biological process: ubiquitin-dependent protein catabolic process. Gene Ontology annotation, molecular function: ubiquitin-protein transferase activity. Gene Ontology annotation, cellular component: cytoskeleton. The record is from RefSeq and is a predicted model, not a curated record. The coding region runs from base 156 to 1601 and encodes 481 amino acids.
GGAAGAAGAAGGAGAAGAAGAAGGGCUAUGAAAGUGACGACGGCUUGAUGUAGGAGGAGGGUGUUUUCAAAGAAGGCUCGAGAAGUGUUUUAUUGUUUUAAAGAGAGUGGCACAACCAAAGAUUUUUAGUCAAAUAGCCUAUAUACAGCCACAAAAUGCUCUGCCACGUUACUCGUCCGGAUUCGGUGGUGAUGGAAGUGGAAGUUGAUGCGAAGGCGAACGGUGAAGACUGUCUGAAUAAGGUUUGCAGAAAGUUGGGCAUAAUUGAAGUGGACUACUUUGGGCUGCAGUUCACAGGCGGCAAAGGCGAGAACCUGUGGCUGAAUCUGAGGAACCGCAUCUGCCAGCAGAUGGAUAACGUGACGCCGUGUCGGCUGAGGCUGCGGGUCAAGUUCUUCGUGGAGCCUCAUCUCAUUCUGCAGGAACAGACGAGACACGUCUUCUUCACACACGUGAAGGAGGACCUCCAUAACGGCCACCUACGGAUGGGCUCGGAACAAGCGGAGGAGCUGAGCGCACUCCUGGCGCAGGCCGAGUUCGGCGACUACAACCAAAACACAGCCAAGUACUGGUACUCGGAGCUGUGCGGAGAGGAGCCCAGCACCGCCACCAUGAACAGCAUCGUAUCCAGACACAAGGCUCUGGAAGGCUCGAGCCAGGGCUCGGUGGAGUAUCAGGCCCUGCAGCUCAUCUCCUCUCUGGAGCAUUACGGCGUGGAGUGGCACUGGGCUCGCGACGCAAACGGCCAACGGCUGGCCAUAGGAGUCGGCCCCGAGGGCAUCGCCAUUUGCAAGGAGGACUUCAGCUUAGUCAACAGAAUAAGCUAUCCACUCAUCCAGAUUGCAACCCAGUCGGGGAAGAGCGUGUACUUGACGGUUACCAAGGACACGAGUGACAGCGUGGUGCUGUUGUUCAAGCUGAUCAGUAACCGGGCAGCCAGCGGUCUGUACCGGGCCAUUACAGAGACCCACGCCUUCUACAGGUGUGACACGGUUACUAAUGCGGUGAUGAUGCAGUACAGCAGAGACUUCAAGGGCCACCUCGCUUCGCUUUUCCUCAACGAAAACAUCAACCUGGGCAAGAAGUACGUCUUCGACAUCCGACGCACCUCCAAGGAAGUGUACGACCACGCCCGCCGCGCCCUCUACAACUCCGGCGUCGUGGACCUGGUGUCCGGCAACGGCGGCGAACGCUCCUCUCCCUCGCGCUCCCCGAGCCGAGACGACCAGCAGGACGAGGGGCUGGACUGCGGCAGCUGCCAGCAGAGCCGAGCCCUGCAGGAGCGGCUGCAGAAGCUCAGGGAGGCUCUGCUGUGCAUGCUCUGCUGCGAGGAGGAGAUCGACGCCGCGUUCUGCCCGUGCGGCCACAUGGUGUGUUGCCAGACGUGCGCAAAUCAGCUGCAGUUGUGUCCGGUGUGCCGGUCGGACGUGGAGCACGUGCAGCACAUCUACCUGCCCACCUGCACCAGCCUGCUGAACCUGACGCUGACCGACAACCACCAACACCGCAGCAGCAGCAUCCCCGCGCCCAUCCACAGAGAAAUGGCCUCCCCUCACAGCUGCUCGGCGACAGAAUACGACCACAAGAUCUACCACACAUAAAAGACAACUCCACCAAAACGCCAUUAUAAAACCAGCCGGAUUAAGGUUUCAUGAAGAAGGAACAUUUCUCGUCCGUCUGUGUUUCCUGCCUGGACUCCACGAGCUACCAAACGUAUAGAAACUCUUGAGCAUAUUCAAAGAUUGACACAGUCAAACCACUCCCUCAACUAGUGUGUGUUUUAUUGUUGUAUCCCUUUGGACUGUCAGUGUGUCUGGUUGGUUCUUUGGCUUGCGUGUCAUUCUGUCCAAAUCUUGUUUGUUUUGAACACCCCCUGCCACAAGAUGAUUUUAGAUUAGGCUCUUAUUGUCCUUAAAUUAUUGCAUCAGUUGACCUGAUACAGAAUAGAAACAUUCUUUUGUUUUUGAAUUAAGUUUGUCAAUUGUUUUUUCUUAGCUCCAUAUCAGGCUCAUAGCCCCAGAAACCAUAAGAUGAAUGGAUGUGUUUUCAGAAUAGUUAAACACUCUACAAUUUAUUUUUUCAUUUUUAAUGCUUCCUGACAUUUUAAAGCUUAUGUUUUUUGAUUUGAGAACUGAAUUUUAUUGUGUUAAGAGAGUGAAAAGCAUUUAUUUUUUUUAUAUUUUAUUUCUUGUUUUUCAUGUUCCAUGUUUUCCAUGCCAACUAAGGGGGUAUUUAGAGGCUAAGCAGCGCUGCUCUGGGUGUAGCAUUGCAUACUAAUAAGACACACCAGGCACCGUGGCCCUGUUCUUGUGCUCCCUGGGUUAAAUGGGGUUCUCGAAGGUUCACCACAACUGUGAAUGUGAACGUGAAACGCAGCAUCUCGCCGACACUCCCACAACCUCCUUCACCUUGAAGCGGAUCUUGUUGAUUAACUGCCACUUGUCCAAAACAACAAGCCCGGUUUCAUUGACUGAUGCACCUUUUCAUUUUUAUCUCCAUGACAACAGAAAGUUAGACAUCACGAGCACAAAAUGCUCUUCUAUUAGACACGAGUACCACAAGGUGUUAUAUACAAAGAAAAAUAGGAAUUGGUCCAGCAGCAGCUGCUUCCUCUGAAAACCUCAGCUAUAAAUGGCUCCUCUGGGGUGUACUAGUGAGUUCCUUUUGACAUUUUUUAAAGGGUACUAGGAGAUCUGUCCGUGCAAUACUUGCUUGCUUAUUGAAAAGCUUUUUCAUUUUCAAGUUUUAUUUAAUUUCAAAGACUAUAUUUAAGAGAAAAAAAACGACAUUGUCACUUUACCAAGGAAGUUUUCCACACGUCUGUAGGGGGUUUGGCCUUAAUGUAGCAGCAACACCGUGUUUAUUAUGAACUUUCCACAGACUUUUUUUUCUGGUAAGAAAAGGAAAACUUUUAUUUCUUUAACGCUGACUGGAUUAAACUCAGUCGCUGCAGGGGAAGGACUUUUAUUUUUCACAUUGUACAAGUAGCGAUUUGUUUCUGUUUUCUGAAGCAAAAGCCACUAUUCUCUGUAAAAUAACUCGGAAUUAAAUCCUUUUUUAUAUAUUCUGUUUUCAACUAAAGAGAAAGUAUUAAUAAAGUUGUUUUUAAAAAA